Anopheles coluzzii is the source of this 2273-nucleotide messenger RNA. RefSeq lists its product as uncharacterized. The record is from RefSeq and is a predicted model, not a curated record. The transcript has a single exon. Lineage: Eukaryota; Metazoa; Arthropoda; Insecta; Diptera; Culicidae. The coding region runs from base 98 to 715 and encodes 205 amino acids.
CAAUUGGCAGUACAGCACACACAUCUUUGAAGGGCAUUUUUCAUGUUACUUGUGCUUCUAGGGAUCCUUGGUCGACGUGUACACCACGCCGACGUCGAUGAAAAAUCUCGACACCCUGGCGGAGCUGGACGCGAGCGGGCUCAGCAUCACCGUCACCGCGCCCGCCCUCAUCGUGGACGUGUUCGGUACCGAGCGGCCGGGCAGCACGCUCGGCAACCUGAAGCGGCGGCUCGUCAUCGAGACGGCGACGAACCGGUCGGCCGCGUACGGUGUGCUGGGCGGCCGCACCGCCGGUCUCAUCCGCAACCAGGACUUUGUGCGCCUGUCCACCAAGUACCUGGGGCGGGACGGCACCCCGCGCCUCCACCGGAUGCGCCAGUGUCCCCGCAGCUACACGCUCGCCUACCUCUACCCGCGCGGGUCGCCCCUGUACCGGGCGGCGAACGACCACACGCUCCACUUCCUGCAGCACGGGCUGUACGCGAAAUGGCAGCGCGAGGCCGCCCACAUCGUCCGGGCGAACCGGGCACUGAAGGUGCAGCGGUACGCGGUGCAGGCGGGCCGGACGGCCGGCCAGGCGGUGACGCUCCGGCUGGACCAUCUGCUCCUGCCGUUCAUGGUGCUCGGGGCCGGGUUCGCGCUCGGUGUCGUUUGCUUCGCGUGGGAGUGCCGUGCCUUGCUGACGGCGGCAGUGGCAGUCCGCAAUCAGCGGUAAUGGCAAUCGCUCCACCUCGAGGACGGGUGUCGCAGGGGGGAGUGGGUUUGUGGAUUGUUGCACGUUCGCUUUGGUUUUAUGCGCGUAAUGGCUGCUGCCGCACGCGUGUCGCGUGGGCCAUGCGGCAAUGGAUUCCCAUGAUUCCCAUCUCCUGCUAUCGGAAUGGGGAGGGUGGGGAAAGGAGAUGGCAGGAGGGGAAGAAGGAGGUCGAAGGGGUUCAAAAGCCACUCGCCAGUGCAGCUGGCCAUCGUUUGACAGCGUCCGAAACACGGACGCGCCACGCCCGGAAGUGAAUUCUGGUGAAAAAUUGAUUUUCAUCCUGGUCACGGCACCAAACCAAAAAAUUGCUUUGCUCGAAAUCAAUAAAAUCAAAACCCACACGUCUGUCCCCCGCACGCCACUACUACUUCAUGCAGCCGAAAAAAGAAGCAGUCGUUAAACGUAAACGAGCCCAUUAUUGGGCAAUAAAUUCAGUCGCCGACUCGCAUUAGAGCGACACUUCUUUUCUGGGAAGAACACCUGGAAAGCACACCCAUCGGCAGCAAACCGGGCCUGUCGGAUCCUGUUGUGUGCUCCGUCCAUCUGUCACAGCGUGUCGUACCGGCAGCGUUUCAUUAAGCAUUCAUGUGCACCGGCACCACCACCGGUUUGAUGGUCGCUGUCCAACGACGGACCAUUGGUCCGGGACGCACAAACCCAGCGGCGUGCUAUUUUUGCACCGAGAGUUUCAUGUUCGUGUUGGCGCGCGUGUUCGCCCGCUGGAGAGGAGCGCUGAGAUUUGUUCCUUCCCGUAAUUAUGCCGCAGUCAACAUUUAUGAACCGUUCAAACCGGCUCCAUCUCCUAUCGAUUUCGGCGCAUGUGUGUGAUGCCGUCCACCUCGGCCGGCUGGCAGACGGCUGGGUGAAAACGGUUUUGAUUGACAAUUUUCGGUUGCGCUGGAAUUGCUGAGUAACGACGGUGUCACACGAUCCAGCCCUGCCUGCGUCGCGUAUGAAUAAAUAAAGAAAUUCCUGUCGCCUAUCGUCAUCGCCCUGCCUUCACUCACACACACACACACGCUUUCGCCUUGCCUAUUACUGGCACUGACACCCAGUAAUGUGGGAAGCUAACGUAUCACUCCGUUUGCGCUCCUGAUGGAAUUAAUUAUGAACCUGCCGUACUGUGCUCGUUCGACCCCGCUGUGCGUAGGGGUUCAAAGGCAGGUUCGAGUUCGCGUUCUUGCUGCGUUAUCGGGUAAAAAGGUAAUCCAUCCGUAUCGCACGCCACCCUCCCGCCAUAGUACUGCGACAUCACGCCGCUCCCAUUCCAGCCGAUUGUAGUUGAUGGCUUUUCGCUCGACACUCUCGAGAUAUCGACACCGAGUCGAGGCGUUUCGCGAAUUGCGAUUAAUUAUCCACCCGCUCGCACUCCUCUCGCACGCUGCCAUCAGUGCCGCGUGUACUAUCAAUUGCGUGUACGGCAGCCGCGCCCGCCCCUGCAAGGUAGGCUACGCGCAUUGCAACUCGAAACUUUCGGUACAAGCGGUGUGCAAACUAAUUUCGCACUACGCAAGCAAAC